Gambusia affinis (western mosquitofish) is the source of this 3435-nucleotide messenger RNA. RefSeq names its product frizzled class receptor 5 (gene fzd5). Lineage: Eukaryota; Metazoa; Chordata; Actinopteri; Cyprinodontiformes; Poeciliidae. Gene Ontology annotation, molecular function: Wnt-protein binding; Wnt receptor activity. Gene Ontology annotation, biological process: canonical Wnt signaling pathway; non-canonical Wnt signaling pathway. Bases 1047 to 2765 code for a protein of 572 amino acids. The transcript has a single exon. Gene Ontology annotation, cellular component: plasma membrane. The record is from RefSeq and is a predicted model, not a curated record.
AGUUUAAAGCAAUUAGGUCGACUGAAUAGUGUUUACUUAUCUGACAUAAUGUCAACAAGUUAUUUUAUGUCGAUCAGUCAGAUUUACAGAACGUCGUUCAUACAUUUGAAUGCAACACGGAGUGCAGUGCAAAAGUUAAAAAUGGACAAGGCAUGCAGACAGCGAUCGAUACUGACACCACAUAAAAACUAAAGCUAAGUCCAACUAGACUAAAACAUCAAGUGACAUUCAGAGGCGGGGGUGCGCUCCAAGCCGAGUUUUGACAUUUCCGACAGCCGUGAACGCAGCAGAGCCUGUGUUUGAUGAGAAGGUGCCGCAGCUUCAGACGGACUUCACUUCGUCCUCGGGCGCAGGGAGCGCAGCAAUCCGCGCGUGGCCACAAACCCAACGGCACAGGAUAAGUUUUUGCCCCGAGGGACUCUUCUGCUGCUGCUGCUCAUUUCUGCUCUGGCUGUUUUCACUCAGAAGAAUCAGAAACUUCACUUUUCAGAAGUUGUUCAAGUCGCGGGGCGGAUUAAAUCCAUCGAGGGAAACGCAUCAAGUGGAUUUUACUCACCUGUUUCCUCGUGGCACAGAAAGAGGAGACUUCUGGAUAUUUAUAUUGCUCACAUUUACCAGCUAUUCAGUCUGUCUUACCAUCCUUUUCUUUAUUUUAUUUUAUUCAGUUUUAUUUUUUAAAACUGCAGCACUGAUGAUGCGACUCUUUCUGGCAUACAGGACAUGUUUGGAGGACGUGCAGAGGGUUGAAAUGCUACAGGGUCGUUAAAUUUAUUGGAACGUGACUGCCGGAUAUGAACUUUCUCCGUAAUGAUUGCAGGAGCGCUGGUGAAUGAUUGACAGCGUGCUGGCACAACUGGUUUUCCCAUCAGAUAUCCAUUUUACCCUUUAACAGGCUGGUUUGUGUCUUUUCUCUCAGAACAGAACUUUCUUCUGUUGACUCUUCUAAAACAUAAAGUUUCAGCCAUAAACUUGGGUAAAAUGAGCCUUUCUUUAUUUCAGUUGGUAUAAAGACUCUGCCAUACCCGGAUAACAGACUUACUUCAUCCAUGGCAUCAACAGUGAGACUCAUGCCGUACAGCCUGAUGCUGUACCUGCUUUUCGUUUUCUGGUCUCUCGGUUUCACAUCAGGAGCCUCCAAGGUCUUGGUUUGUGAGCCCAUUACAGUGCCCAUGUGUAAGGGCAUUGGUUACAACUUGACAUACAUGCCCAAUAUAUUCAAUCACGACACCCAGGAGGAAGUGGGGCUAGAGGUGCACCAGUUCUGGCCCCUGGUCCGCAUCCGCUGCUCCCCAGACCUGCUGUUCUUCCUCUGCAGCAUGUACACUCCAAUCUGCUUGCCGGACUACAGGAAGCCGCUACCUCCCUGCCGCUCCGUGUGCGAGCGGGCCAAGCGAGGCUGCUCCCCCCUCAUGAGCCAAUAUGGCUUCGAGUGGCCUGAGAGGAUGAGCUGCGAGCAGCUGCCCCAGCUCGGCGACGAGACCCUGUGCAUGGACCAGAACAGCAACGAGACCACCACUCUGGCCCCUUCGUUCCCAAAGUCCACCCCCAAAGUCAGAACCAGACCUCCCAGCCCACCGCAGUGUGACAGGGAGUGCCGUUGCAGAGACCCCCUGGUUCCCAUCAAGCGGGAGUCCCACGCUCUCUACGGCAGAGUCCAGACCGGCCCUUUGCCCAACUGCGCCCAGCCCUGCCACCUGCCCUACUUCUCGGCGGACGAACGCGCCUUCACCAGCUUCUGGGUCGGACUCUGGUCCGUGCUGUGUUUCAUGUCCACGCUGACCACCGUGGCCACUUUCCUCAUUGACAUGAAGCGGUUCAAGUACCCAGAGAGGCCCAUCAUCUUCCUGGCUGCCUGCUACCUCUUCGUCUCCUUGGGCUUCAUCAUACGUCUGGUUGCAGGUCAUGAGCGAGUGGCUUGUGGCUACAGCGGCCUCGGCGGAAGCCAGCUGCACAUCCUGUAUGACGCUUCCGGCCCUGCUCUCUGCACCCUAGUCUUCCUGCUGGUGUACUUCUUCGGGAUGGCCAGCUCCAUCUGGUGGGUGGUGUUGUCCUUCACGUGGUUUCUCGCGGCGGGAAUGAAGUGGGGUAGCGAGGCCAUUGCUGGAUACUCGCAGUACUUCCACCUGGCUGCAUGGCUCAUCCCGAGUAUCAAGUCGAUCGUGGUCCUCGCUCUCAGUUCCGUGGACGGGGACCCUGUGGCUGGAAUCUGCUACGUCGGGAACCAGAGCCUGGAGAAUCUGAGGGGGUUUGUGCUGGCCCCUCUUGUGGUCUACCUCUUCACAGGCUCGCUGUUCUUACUAGCUGGGUUUGUCUCUUUGUUCCGCAUCAGGAGCAUCAUCAAACAAGGUGGCACCAAGACGGACAAACUGGAGCGACUGAUGAUCCGAAUUGGGCUUUUCACAGUGCUGUACACGGUCCCCGCCACCAUCGUGGUGGCAUGCCUGGUCUACGAGCAGCACUACCGACCCGGCUGGGAACGAGCCCUGGCCUGCUCCUGCCUGUCGGAGCGCCAGCGCUCGGGCCCGGACUACGCCAUCUUUAUGCUCAAGUACUUCAUGUGCUUGGUGGUUGGCAUCACAUCCGGAGUUUGGAUUUGGUCGGGAAAAACUCUGGAGUCCUGGAGGAGAUUCGUGGCCAGAUGCUGCCCCUGCUGGCCACAGAAGGUCACUGCACCGCCUUCCAUGUACAGCGAAGCCUUAACGGGACACACUCGAACAGGGUUGUCAUCGGGGAUCUAUCAGAAAGCCCCUCCGUCCCAUAUAUGAACUGUGUGGCAACACGAAACAUUUUAGAGAACCUGUGAUUGUGGACAAGAAACCAGAACUAUAAGUUUGUGUCAUUUUACCCUAAAUAUGAACUAUAAACAGUAAAUACUAAACGAAAAGAUUCAGAGCGUAAAAAAGGUUUUUUUAUAUAUAUAUAAGCAUACAGUAUGGAAAUAAUAGUUAAAGCAAAACAUACGUUUGAGACUCUGAAUCUCGACAAAAUCUCUAUAAGUGAUUUUAUAUUUUUGCACUGCAGCUGAGACACUUGACCAAAUCUGACUCUCACUUAAAACAAGCAAUCCUCCCCUGAGGUAAUCGGAUAUUCCUGAGCACUGGAAAAAUAAAAAUAUAUAUUUAUUGUUGUACAUACUGCAAAUAUUUGUUGUAAAGAAAAGAAAAAACAACGUAAUGUUUCUGUAAAAAAAGAAAAAAAAAAAGAAAGCAACAACAUACUGCCAAGCUAUGUAUAAGAGACCACGGAAACAAAUAAUUGUCCAUAAAUGUGAUGUUGUAGCUCGAUGUUUGAGUGGUGUUGCUCCGUGUGAAUCCAAACUAAAUAUGCUCUUGGAAAUUUAUUACUGUGACUAGGAACUUCCCUUGUUUCGUCUGUAUAGUGCGCUCUAACAUGACCACUUUAGUUCUGUGAACUCAUUAAAGUGUCUUUGUGCCA